Molecule: messenger RNA, 2921 nt
Organism: Cygnus atratus (black swan)
Lineage: Eukaryota; Metazoa; Chordata; Aves; Anseriformes; Anatidae
Gene: SYAP1
Product: synapse associated protein 1
Exons: 9
Coding region: 99-1175 (358 amino acids)
Cellular component (GO): synapse; cytoplasm
Source: RefSeq, a predicted model, not a curated record
ACGCCCACCCGGAAGUAACGUAUGCGGAAGGAGCGGGGAGGGCUCGGCCGUUGGCCGGCGGGGCGCUGCCGUUAACCGCCGUUAAGCGGCCGGCAGCCAUGUUGCGCGGGCUGGGCAGCUGGCUGGGGCUGGAGCGGGCGGGCGAGGAGAAGCUGCUGCCGUCGGCCGAGGAGGGCGGCGGCCCCGCUGAGGAGGAGGAGCGGAAGCAGCGGGAGGAGGAGGAGGAUGAAGCCGUGCGGAGCCAGGAGCCGGCGGACUCGGAGGCGCUCCUCAGCCAGGCCAAGGGACUCGGCAGUUACCUCUUCAAUUUUGCCACUGCUGCCACAAAAAAGAUAUCUGAAUCUGUUGCCGAAACAGCACAGACCAUAAAGAAGUCUGUAGAAGAAGGAAAAAUCGACAGUAUCAUUGAUAAGACGAUUAUUGGAGACUUUCAGAAGGAACAAAAGAAGUUUGUCCAAGAACAGCAAACAAAAAAAUCAGAAGCAGCAGUUCCUCCCUGGGUAGACAGCAAUGAAGAAGAGACAAUUCAACAACAAAUACUGGCCUUAUCAGCAGAUAAACGAAACUUUCUAAGGGAUCCUCCAGCAGGUGUUCAGUUUAAUUUUGACUUUGAUCAAAUGUACCCUGUUGCGAUGGUGAUGUUACAAGAAGAUCAGCUUCUCAAUAGGAUGAGGUUUGAUCUCGUCCCUAAACAUGUAAAGGAGGAGGUGUUCUGGAGAAAUUAUUUCUACAGAGUGUCCCUAAUUAAACAAUCUGCACAGCUCACCGCGCUUGCUGCUCAACAGCAAGCAGCAGGAAAAGAAGAGAACAAAGGCAGAGAAGAGGAUAGUCAACUGACAGAAACAAUACGGCCAAAAACACCACCUGUUACAAUAAAGCCUCAGAUAAAAUCUCAAGAGGAUGAGGAAGAGAUUUCCACAAGUCCAGGUGUAUCAGAAUUUGUGAGUGAUGCCUUUGAUGCCUGUAAUUUGAAUCAGGAAGACCUAAGAAAAGAAAUGGAACAACUGGUGCUAGACAAAAAGAGAGAAGAGACCUCAGUAGUAGAAGAAGAGACUGCUGAUUGGGAAAAGGAAUUGCAACAAGAGCUUCAAGAGUAUGAGGUGGUGACAGAAUCAGAAAAACGUGAUGAAAACUGGGAUAAAGAAAUAGAAGAAAUGCUGCAAGAAGAAAGUUAAGCAUUUUCACAAAAUCACUAUAACCCUAAACUUUUUCUGAAAACUGACAUGGAUUUCUGCUUUCAUGUUUUGUUUCCUAAGGAUCUUCAAAAGACGUAAAAGAAUCUAAAAUUGUUAUAAUUCCAUAUUGGGAUACAACCAGUAUUUCUGUUCUUUAUAUGAGCAAUUUCUGAACUUCUUCAUUCUUUUAAAGAAAAAAAGACACUGCAGGUUAUAUCUAAUGAUUAAAAAUGAUAACAUUAGUCCAUGAAGCAACAGUUUAGUUUGAGGCAUUCUUAGCCGGUCAAGAAGCUCUGCAAGGAGAUUUCUAAAUCUAAGAAUCUCAAGUUAAGAUUGUCUGCAGCCUUCAGUUUGGGAUGUAAAAAUGGAUGUUGUAACUUAGUCCCUGAAAACAACGCUUGUACCGUGUUUGCACUCUGAUCCCUGUAUAAUCUGUAAAUGUGUAUUAUUUUAAGGUACUUGUAGCUAGUAGCUUUCAUGUGUAUUUAACUUCCUUAACAUAUGUAGCCAAAGAAUGUAUAGAAUACCCUAUCAAUUAACUUAUAAUGUUUAAAAUACUCGUUCCGACUCCAAAAGAAGUACUGGUUUAUUAUUGAUCAGAUAUGAUUAACUGACAAACAUUUAAACAAGAACAGAGUUUCUACCUUCUCGAGUUAACCUGUUGUUUUUAUUAAAUCAUCAUAUUAAGAUACUGCCUUUUCCCAUAGAGGAAAACAGUUUAAUGCAUUCUCUAUUUGGAUAAAUGCUAUGUUUCCAUUUAAUUUUGCUGAGUGAGAAGAAAUUAAAUGUUUCUUUUUAAGUGCUGAAACAUUUAUGUAGAACUUUGGCUGGUUUGGACAUCUUUAUUAAAUACUGUAGAUAUGUGUAAAAUUGGCUCAUUUAUUUGGAGGGAGGGCAUGGUGAGGGACAAAAGUUUCAGACUUAAUGCAGUUUUCAAAACUAUACUUUGUCACUGUGUUUAAGAUGUGGAGUUUAAAUAAAAAGUUUUCUUUAAAGGAUUUUUUAUCCUUAUUAGGUAUAUGGGUUUCUCCUGUAGUUUUAUCGUUAAGUCAGUUUCUUUACAUAUAUAUAUAUAUAUAUAUAUAUAUAUAAAUGAAAAUUUAAUGUUCUAUUUGUCAUCAAUUUCACAAACCAUGACAAAGCAUUCACAAAGUCCUAAAUAUGAAGGAAAAUUGGUAAAAUGAAGUAGGAGCCAUUAAGUACAAUUGAAUUAGAGCCGUGUUACUUGCAGAAAGCUCUGUCUUAAUGACAUAAUUCUGCAGAAAACUUCUGGAAAGAGACCGAGAAGAUUAUAGCUGUAAUUAUUCACUUGAUGUUCAUUCUGUGGGAAUCAAAAAGAGUUAAGUAUUUUAACUGCUGUUUACUGUAAGAAAAUACUAUUUAAAAUUGUUUUGAUUAGCAACUUGUACAGGAAGCUCUUCUGUAUUUCUCAUCAUGAAAAAUCAUUUCAAACAUGUAUAUGUUCAGCUUCCGAAAUUAGUUUUGUUAUUGCUAUACAUUUUCUCAACUACAAAUCAUCUUAAGCACAAUUUAUUUUUAUAGUGUUUUUCACCUUUAAGGCCCACUCUUCCUCUUAGUUAACAGAUGCAAAAUAAUCAUGGGGUAAGUAAGGGGUGCUUUAGGAGCUGUUUAUAUCUGGAAUUAAAGGCCACAAAUGUUAAAUCCAUCAUCCUCACUAAAAUUAGACUCUUCAAAAUUUAAUGCUUAUUCUUACAUUUCGACAAAUAAAAUUGCUCACAGAUUUAA